AUGGCUGUCGCUUCGAUCUUGCAGGGUCUGGGCCAGGUCGCUUUGCGGGCAAAGGUGAAAUGUAUCCACGAAGGACAAUCUCCCUGUCGUCGCUGCCAACGGACAAAUCUCUCGGACUGUGUGUUGACCGACACCUACUCAUCGCCCGCAAGAAAGUCAAGACGAGCCGCCUUGAGAACACAAAAUCAACGAAGAGUGAUAUCGGAGCCCACGACUACCCUCAACAGUCCCCCCUCGCAUGCGUCACGCGAUGCUCAACCCCCAUCUCUACCUCCACGGAGUACGUCGGGGUUGAAUCCCAUCGUGGCUUUACCCUCAUCGACAAUCAUUGCGGCCUGUGAGACCUACCGCAAGAAGUUCCCCGUGGCCAACUUCCUGCAUUAUCCGUCUCUGAUCGCAGAUCUGUCUGCAAAUCCCUCGUCCGUGGACCCCGUCUUUGUCGCGGCUUUGUUGUCGCUAUGUGCGCGGUUCAUGUCCACCCACCAACUCGACGCAGCCGAGACUUACGCCAACUAUGCGCGGAAGCAACUCGCCCAUCGCGCCCUGGAGGCCCCGUCAUUGUAUCUCGCGCAGUCCCUGGUCAUGAUCACGUUCUACGAGUGGGGGUCGGGGCGUGCAUACAAGGCGUGGAUGUAUAGCGGAAUGGCAACGUACAUGAUCCAAUCCCUCCUCAAGACGGCCGACGACAGUAUGGAACACAACCCCCAGGAGUUCCAUGACUGCCAAACCCAAUACGAACAGCUGGUCCGCACCUACUGGUGCUGUUUCGCGCAGGACUGCGAGCUGAGCUCUGGGGCGCGCCAGCAUUUCGCGCUGUCAUUCCGCCAGAUCUCGGUUCCGCUGCCGAUCAGCGACCACGACUUCAAUUUUGGCCGGCCGUCCCCUCGGCGACUGAUGCCCUCGGAUAUGAGCAGACACUCGCCGUUGUCGAGCAACUUGACCAUCGAUUACGGGCUGACCAUUGUCACUCGCGGCUUUGAUAUAUUCGUGCGCAUCCUGCGUUUCGCCAAUGAGAGUCGGCGGGGCCGGCCAUCGACCAUUCCCGCGGACGUGUCCUCGCCGCGGCUGGCCUGGCAGAAAUUAAAGGAGGAACUGGACGAGUGGCGGUAUCUACAAGAUGUCACAGUUCGAUACCCAGCGACCAGUGCGCAGGCGCAUGUGGCCCUUGGGUAUGGCGAGCUGUUUGCGUACAUCAACCUGGUUUACUUUAUGAGCAUCCUCUUCCUUUACCGCGACCAAUUCCUCUCUAGCCUCAAACUCCACACCGACGUAUUACAACAGCUCCAGCAGGCUGAUGGCGUGGACGAGUCGCAGGCCAUCCGGCAGCUUUUCGAGGCGGCACAGAACAUUGGCAGUAUCCUUUCCGCACUGGAAGUCUCCGGAGCACCAGUGAUUACCCCAUACUCUGGCUUCAGUAUCUUUGUGGCGGCUCACAUCAACAUGUACGGCACCGUGUGUCCUCAACGGUACCCCGGCGGUCGGGAGCGGGCUGAACGGGAGAAAACAGCCAACCUGGCAUACUUGGAACAGUUGAGCGAAUUCUGGCCGGUAGGACAAACCUGGUGGCGAGCUGUCCAAGAAGCGAACCGAUUCUAUCAACUCGCGAGGGAUACUCAAACCCACGUGCGCGAGGGCGGGCACCUCGCGAUUGCCGGAACUUUGGAUGAGUAUGGGGAUAUCCGAGGCUCACGACCGCGACCAGAGCCGCCUCGACGCUCCCAGCGGGAGACCGCUGCAACGACAGCAACGGUCCAGCAGCCAGUGGUGCCGGGUAGGACCAGUGGAUUGACAGUGCGAGAUCAGGCACCGCUCCAGGAGUUUCAUGAUCUUGAGACAGAAAUGCUGCAGUGGCCAUUCAUCGACGAAUCAUGGUCAUUAGGAUUUGAUACGGGGGUGGAUGCGGCCUGGCCGGCGCUUGGUGGGUAG
Messenger RNA from Aspergillus clavatus NRRL 1, 1926 nucleotides. Its product is annotated as transcription factor domain-containing protein. Gene Ontology annotation, biological process: DNA-templated transcription. The transcript is spliced from 6 exons. The coding region runs from base 1 to 1926 and encodes 641 amino acids. The record is from RefSeq and is a predicted model, not a curated record. Lineage: Eukaryota; Fungi; Ascomycota; Eurotiomycetes; Eurotiales; Aspergillaceae. Gene Ontology annotation, cellular component: nucleus. Gene Ontology annotation, molecular function: zinc ion binding; DNA binding.